Messenger RNA from Hirundo rustica (Barn swallow), 9081 nucleotides. RefSeq names its product leucine rich repeats and calponin homology domain containing 2 (gene LRCH2). Lineage: Eukaryota; Metazoa; Chordata; Aves; Passeriformes; Hirundinidae. The coding region runs from base 1 to 2328 and encodes 775 amino acids. The transcript has 22 exons. The record is from RefSeq and is a predicted model, not a curated record. Gene Ontology annotation, molecular function: protein binding.
AUGGCGGCCGGGCAGGGGGGCGGCGGCGGCAACAACGGCACCGGCAGCGGCGCCGGGAGCGGGACGGUGCCCGGGAGCGGAGCGGCGGGGCUCGGGAUCCCCGCGCACCUCACUCUGUCCUUCUCGUCCGGGCCGCACUGGGGCGCGGCAGCUCUGCCGCAGUCGCACACGGUGCGCAGCCUGGAACGGGCCCUGGAGGAGGCGGGCAGCUCGGGCAUCCUGUGCCUGAGCGGGAGGAAGCUGCGCGACUUCCCCGGCAGCGGCUGCGACCUGAGCGACACCACGCAAGCAGAUCUUUCAAAGAACAGAUUUACUGAAAUUCCUCCUGAUGUCUGGCUGUUUGCGCCACUGGAAACUUUAAAUUUGUAUCACAACUGCAUCAAAUCCAUCCCAGAAUCUAUUAAAAACCUGCAAAUGCUUACAUACCUUAACAUUAGUCGAAAUCUUUUGUCAACGUUGCCAAAAUACCUGUUUGAUCUUCCACUGAAAGUUCUGGUUGUCAGUAAUAACAAGCUGGUCUCCAUUCCAGAAGAAAUUGGAAAGUUGAGAGAUCUAAUGGAGCUGGAUAUUAGCUGUAAUGAACUUCAAGUUCUUCCCCAGCAAAUAGGAAAAUUGCAGUCACUUAGAGAAUUGAACAUAAGAAGAAAUAAUCUCCAUAUGUUGCCAGAUGAAUUAGGAGACCUUCCCUUGGUAAAGCUGGAUUUUUCUUGUAAUAAAAUUACAGAAAUUCCCAUUUGUUACAGAAAGUUACGUCACUUACAAGUUAUAGUUUUGGAUAACAAUCCAAUGCAGAUACCACCAGCACAGAUAUGUUUAAAGGGCAAAGUACAUAUAUUUAAAUUCCUCAGUAUUCAGGCGUGCCACAGAAUAGAUAAAAAACCAGAUUCUUUGGAUCUUCCAUCAUUAGGUAAACGAGUUCCCUCCCAGCCACUCACAGACAGCAUGGAGGACUUUUAUCCCAAUAAGAACCAUGGACCAGACUCUGGCAUUGGAAGUGAUAAUGGGGAUAAAAGGUUGUCCACUACAGAACCAUCUGAUGAUGACACAAUCAGCCUUCACUCCCAGGUGUCAGAAUCAACAAGGGAGCAGACAUUAAGGAAUGACAAUCACGUAAUGGGAAGUAAACUCGAUCCGCAGAAAGACCAGGAGGCAUUUGACUACAUUGAUCCCAACGCAGAGGAGGGAGCUCUUCCUGAGCAGGGAGAGGCACAGAUUGGCCCCCUGCUCUCCUAUGUCAAGGAACGGGGAAAACAUCCUGAGAAAUCCCAGAAAAUAGAACAAAAUGAGGACUGGGGAGAUGAAAAAAGACUUCAGAAAGAGCAGCUGCUGGCUGAAGAUGAGGAUGGACUCAAAGAAGUGUCUGACUUGAGAAAAAUAGCAGCUCAGUUGUUGCAGCAAGAACAAAAACACAGACGAAGGCCACUAAGCUAUAGAACUUCAUUCAGUGAAAAGCUCUUCCAGAGGACCAGGGCGGCAGGACGUGCAUCAAGGCUUCUUAAUCAUUCAGUUUCAGUAAACACAAGGAACAGGCCAAAGCAGCCAAUGGAAUCUGAAAAAUGUAUCUCAACAAAUGAAGUGAAUUCCCCAGUGUCCCCAUACAGCUGGCAGCCACUGGAAAACCAGAAGGAUUCAGUGGAUGAGCAGCAUUGGCCAGAAACACAGCCAGUAAUCUGGCAGAAUGAAGAAAGAAGGAGAAGUAAACAAAUAAGAAAAGAGUAUUUCAAGUAUAAGUCUUCCAGAAAGAGUUCAAGUGGAAAUGAAAAUGAUGAGCAAGACAGUGAUAAUACUAAUGUGUCCCCACAGUCUCCUGUGUCGUCUGAGGAUUAUGAAAGGACAGAUAGUAACACUCAUGGUCCAUUUGGUCUCAAACCAAGGUCAGCUUUCAGCCGUGCCUCACGCCAGGACUAUGGUGCAGUGGAUCCUGGCUUUACAAUGAGGAGGAAAAUGGAACAUUUAAGGGAAGAAAGGGAGCAAAUCAGACAGCUUCGCAGUAAUCUCGAAUCCAGGUUGAAGGUAAUUUUGCCAGAUGACAUUGGAGCAGCGUUGAUGGAUGGCGUGGUUCUUUGCCAUUUAGCCAAUCACAUAAGGCCCCGUUCUGUUGCCAGCAUUCACGUCCCAUCGCCAGCAGUGCCUAAACUCAGCAUGGCAAAGUGCCGAAGAAAUGUUGAAAACUUUCUCGAUGCUUGUAAAAAACUGGGCGUUCCACAGGAGAGACUUUGCCUGCCUCAUCACAUUCUGGAGGAAAGGGGUCUGGUGAAGGUUGGCCUCACAGUUCAAGCUCUGCUGGAGCUGCCUGCCUUGAAAGUAUCUCAGCUUUCUUCCAUGUGACACGACUCCUUGGCAGCUGACAGCUUCCCACUUGCUCUGUUGAUAUGGAUCGCUCUGGGGCACUUCAGCCUCCCACACGGGAACACCCAAGCCAUCAAAAACUACAAUCUGUCCAGAUGCUGUGGAGAGCCUUACUUUGGAGCUGUGUGUGAAAACCUUGGAGUCAGUUCACAGUUAAAAGAACAUAACCAUUCUUUCUUUUUUUUUUUUUUUUUUCUUUCCUUUUGUAAUUGGAUGUACAAAGAGAAUGUGGCAGCAUCGGGUUCUCUUUCUAGCUGAGUUAAAAGCUGCCAUUGAACAUCUCAGUGUUAGGGUUAAAUGCUGGAUUUCUUUUUUUACAUUGAAAAUGUUUGAAUUACUUUUGAAAGUACAAAGCACACUCCCCGUCACUUUAAUUUUUUGAGUCAAUCAUUUGAUUUAAAGACAAGACAAAAAUGUAGCGAUGCUAUGAUGGUAAAAAUGUGAGCAACUGGUCACUUGUAAUCCCCUUUCACUCUCUGAAAGCUUAAUAUUUGCGUUCUUUGUUUUUUGCACUCCUGAUUGUAACUUACGCACUUCUAACAUUGCCAGUAUUGAGUCCGAGUGUCUGGUGAUUACACAGAACAGGAUACAGUGAGGAAAGGAUACAGUUUAUUGAGUUUUUCCCAGUCUUCUAGGUUGGUGCCAAAUAUUUUUUUUUCAGUUGUACUGUAGAUUGUUUACCUGUGAAGUGCCUGUGUAAUUGAUAACUCUUAAUAGUCUUAAGCAUUUUUGAAAUUUCUUUGUUUAAAAUAGAUAAAAUGGAAAUUUUUUAAUAUUUUAAUAGUUUUUUUGUAAAAUUGGUAUGUGAAGAUUUAAGUAAUACUUCACAUUUUUGAUGUUGGGUGUUUUAAGUUUGUUGCACAAUUAUAUUGGUUAUUUGUUGUCUAAUAGAAAAUACUGUAAAUACUUUUUAUUUAUGAUAUUUAAUUUGAUAAUACCUAAUUACUUUUGUUUUAAUGUAUUGUUGGACAAAAACAAAGUUGUCUACUUUGUUUGGGACAAACAAAUACACAUGAUGAAUAAGACAUGAGGACUAGUGAUUCAUACAGAGUAAUUUAGGACAUUUUGAUAAAACUGCCAAAAUCUCAGGUUUACGCUGUGAUGUUCAGGAUUUUGUGUAAUUGCUCCUGAUCUCACAUUACAUUUUUACAACAGGUAUAUCCAUAAUUUAGCUGGGAAGUAUCAGUGUUUGUCUUUUUAGUGUUUGCAGGGUUUAUUGUGUAAUUUACAUGAGUGUGGCAUUAGCACACAGGUCAGUUUGCACAAAUGUCACUGUGCUGAGACAUUACAUCGACUGAGAAACGGGAAGACGAAACAUUUCCACCCUGGUGGCUUCUUGAAACUUCUGAGUUCAGGUAUUUGCUUCUGCACAAAUUCCUGAGAACACUUUGAAACCAUACACAGUUGAGUCGUUCUCUAGACAAUUUGCAAAUAAUUUCGUAAUUCUGGUAGUAGGUCUGUUUGUAUUAGUUUGUUCUUCAUGAAUAGGUAGCUCAAUUAAAAAAUGUUUUGACUGCCACAGAUUUUCUAUUUCAGGCUAAGUUAUUUUCAGUUGAGAGAUAUGUUUGCCAAGCAUUUGACAAGAUUUGAUUCUGUUCUUUCCAAUUGAUAAAGACCCCAUGUAAGAUAAUUCAUAAAAGAAUGAGGGAGGAGUAUUGUCUGUUCCUUCUACCAUUGUCCUUAUAGGCAAUAGCUGACAGGAAAAAUAACCUUUUUCUGAUGAUAAGUUUAAAAAUACCAUUUGUUUUUAAAUCUAUUGAAAUUAGUUAGUGUAUAUGUAAUAGUUAAAAUCCACUGUUGUUCAUACAGUGUUGUCUUAAAACACAGCUUAUGGAGAGGCUGGUGUAUAAAUUAAUUUGCAAAGUCCUAGAUAUAAAUCUUAGGUUAGAUAAAUAUGUGUUUAAGCAAACUGGAUUGCUUUGACAUUUGAAAACACCGUAUUUCAAAUCUGUCUAAUUGGUUCUUGUCUCUUCUUAAUGGUUAUUUUAACAACUUCAGUCUCUAUUUUCAUUAAAGGCACUCUCUGAAAAGUCAUGCAAAAACUAAUGAAAAAGUUAUAAUUCACUAAGCAAAAUGCUUGCCUGCUACAUUUAAAAACCCAGUCCCUCAAAGAGAGUAAGUCCUUGUCUUUCAUUUCACCUUUGUUGUACUACCAGAGCAAAGUUCUAGUUCAGUGUUAGCCAUAGAAGUGUUAACUAUAAAUUGGCACUUUCAGUUAUCUGAAAACUGAUCUCCACUGCUGUUUCAUUGUCAUAUUUAGAAACAUUUUCUGAUCUUAAGAUAACAUUUUUCCUUCUUGAGCUAAUUGUAUUAAGUUACAUCACAGUGUAAGCAUUAAGAAUUUCCUUGAUGUAAUACGGCAGCUGCUGACUACUUAGGGGUUUUUCAAACUCCUUAGUUGACAAAUGGAUAUGAAACUAAUAUGAAACUAAUGUACUCAUUUUAAUCUGAAAACUACCCAAACAACUUUUUUUUUUUUUUUUUUCUUUUUUAGUACUCUGCAGUUCUUCCCUGCAGAUUUGCUAGAAAAAGCCUUGCUUUGUCAUUCCUUGGAAAUUGCUAUGGCUGCCUUCUUGCUUAUGGGGAAGGAUAGUCAUGAUUCUUCCAAAGCUUCCCUUUUAUCAUGGCAAAGAUUAAAGCCUUCAAAUACCCUUAGGAGCAGUCUGAGAAAAGAUCCACUGUGCUUGGAUGAAUCUUUUUCUCUUCUCUAACUGCUUUUACAAAUAAUAAUAAUAAUCUAAAGUGUUGCUAACAUCGGCUUGUACCCAUUGUGAUUUCCUUAAGAGCAAUUUCAAAAAUAAUGCUAAAAAGAUUUGAAUUUUAAGUUUUCAUUUCCAAGUAGCCUGUGGAAAUAGUUGUGUCUUCUCUGUACAAGAAUUUGCACACUCUACUCCUUUCUCCCUUUCCUUUUGAUUCCCAGCAUUUUACUUAUUUUUGUUCAUUCUCACAUCCGGUGCGUUCAUGUUGUUGGUUACUCUGGUCACUUUCCUCCAUCCUCUUUAAUUUUUUAAAGAAAUUGUUCCAGUGGCACUGAUGAGCUAUUGUGAUUCCAGAAUCCUGGCUCCAAACAUUUCCAGUGUUUGAGAUAACCAUUUUCCAUUUUGUUUAGGAUGCCAUUACAUAGUCCUUUAUACAGCUGACAGGGUAGUUAAAAGCAGAGGCCUGCUCAGUUCCUGUUGCACCUGUUCCAUCUUCAUUUACAGCAUGAAGAAAAGUCAACAUUAAAAGCUUUAGGAAAGGUGCAUUAAGUUUUCCUAAUAAACUUUGCAAUAAUGUGGCAUGAACUGUAAAUUAGAGAGUGAAUCAACAUAGUGGCAGGGCUUCUGGCCUUGUGUACUUUUUGUGUUUUGUGUCACACAUGACUGAUCUUUCACUAGAGCAAUAAUAUCCUAGAUAGUGGCGAGGUCUUAAAGCGGUGACAGUAAAAUAAUCCUUGUGGAGUGGUGGUGUCUUCCCAAAGAGUAUCUCAAAGUGCUGUCCAUCUUCUCCAGCAAUGCUAAUCCAGAGUGCUCACUGCUGGGCAUGCAGAAACCAUCCAGAUCCCUGCAGCUGGAGGCCUUCCAAAAUCUAACCAAAAGCUAGGAGCAUAAAAUAGGGAGGAAUAAAUUUGAAACAAUAAACAACUGACAUGAAUCACAAGAUUUAUUUUUUAAAAAAAUACUAGCCUUUACUGAAGUUAAGUUUUACCCUUGACUUCAGUAUAUUCUCAGCUUUUUGAUUUGUGGAACACCUGAGCUGGAGACCAUGGCAAAUGUGGCUUAAACUUGUUUGACACUAGCAAACUUUAGUGUCAGAUUCUUAACUGAAAUAGUAAGUCAAAUAUUGUAAAAUGUUAUGCGGAUUCCUUUAAUAAUUUUUUUUCUGAUAAGCCAAAUAGUAUUAGGUGGUAGGAAAACCUACAUUUAAGUGAGGUGGGAAGGUGUGUUACCUCAAUAAAGCUGUAGGUGAGGAUAACCAUUAGGUUUUUACUGCACUAAAAACUUUAUUUCAAAUAUCAUAUCAUUUAGUGCCGGUCUCCUCAGAUUUUGACAUAAAUCUGCUGCCAAAUCCAAACAAAAAUGAAGAAGUCUGUUUUCACUGGAACUUUCAUGUGUCAUGUUGGUACUGAAGAGAAGGAUGAAGGUCUGGCAAUUUUUCCUUUUGCUGAUUCCUUAAAUGUUUGAAAGGUUUAUUCCACUGAUAUCAACUGACAGCAACCUGUGGGAGUUUUUUAAGUACUUCUGGAGAUAGGAGAUGUGGUUUGGUAUUACCAAAUCAAAUAUUACUUUUCCCUCACCAAGUCAGGCUGAUGUCUGUCUUUCUGUUGGAGGAUCUCUACUUGAAAAGCAAAAGCAAAUAAACACACCCAAACACAGACAAAUUUGGAAUUUAAAAAAUGUUAUUAAGUAAUGGGAAAGGCAAAGUAGAGUUGUCUAAGCUGAGAGUGCUUUGAGUUAUUUCAUGUUGAAUCACUUUGCCAGGAAAAGCUUUCAGUCCUAGUAAAGGAGGACGUGUUCUGUAGCCGAGAGAUGAGGAUCCUGAGCUUUCAGCAGAGGUUACAACACCAAGGAAUUUGCCAUCUUUGUGUUCCCAGAGCCUGUUUGGUAUGGACAGCUGUGUCCCAGUGCUGCAGGGAAGCUGGCAUGUGCCCCUUGUGAUCCCCUGCCUUUGUGCCAGUGAGGGCUGUGCAGGACAGCUGCUGACAGAAACACCUCCUUGCACUUACAGAGAUGCCGCAACCUGAGCAAAACCACCAAGUGAUAAUUUGAGAUUAAUCAAUAAUAGAUAUUCACCAAUAUUUAACUUCGACCAGCAGUGAGUGAGGCAGAGGAAGCUUUGCUGGGAACUACAAACCUUUUCUGACUGGAAAUGGCACCGUGGCUCUGAACUGGUGACUGUGGCCCUUGUGCACUUCCCUGAGGGAAUGCAGACAGCAUUGCUGGGUUUGUUCCAUAUGCAACACACCGGGUCACGUGAACUGUCUAUUCUUAAUGAGCAGUGUUAUGGUACAGGUUUGUUUUGUAAAAUAUGAAGGUAAUUUUUUUCUAUUCCUGUGAAGAAAACUGCUGAUCUUCGCUGCUUCAAUAGAGAAUAUAAAUGAUUAAUUACAUUUUAGUUUAAACUUGCCACUGCACAGGAGCAGUUCUGGCUCCUUUGUUUCUUACAUAAUAAAACACCCUUUGCUUUAUUUGUCUUUAAGUAUUUCACGUUGUACAAUUUUGGCAGCAUAUGAUCUUAAAGUUGUGGUUGUAUGAGGUGUUUGUUCCCUCAUUGGGUUUGACCGUUAUUUUUUCAGCAUGAGAGGCAAAGGGCAGCAAAAUUGCUGCAAGAUACUUGGUCAGUUUCUAGAGAAGGAACACCAGUUAUCAUAAGACAACAUCUAAUCAGUCAUUUUUAGUUCAGAUUAUAUACAGCCAAUUGUAUUUUUAAAAAAAAAAAUAUUCAGAGUGGUUUUUUUACAUUUCAGAAUCCUAAUCUUAAAACAAGCAAAAACGAAAAAUUUUUUUCCAUGGCUACUCUAGUAUCUUAGGAAAUUCUACAGGAGAAGAAUAGCUCAGGCUGACGGCAAAUUUAAUUGUUUUGGAAAAGUUUUAUUUUGGCAGUGUUAAAUUUGCAGUUGAACUUGAUCCAUUUAAAGUCUUUUCCAGCCUAAAUAACUCUAGGAUUGUAAGGCUUCGGUGAGACCUGAAUUUCCCUCCAGGGUUUUGUAACUCAGUUACUGUAGAGUCAGUCAUUUAAAGUAAAUUCUUGGCACUAAGGAGGGCUUCCUCACUCCAUUCAAAGUUAUGCGAAAUAAGGCAAAUGUAACUUCUUUCCAUCAUAGUUUUAUGAAGGCAGAUUGUAAAACAGAGACUAUUUGGAAGUGCCACAAGGAUACUUUCUAUGCUUUGUUUCAUUUUAAAAUGCGUGACCCGGUGCAACACUUCAGAAUGACUGCAUUUGUGUAGGGUUUGGUCGUGCCAUACCUGGCACGGGAACUUGCAGUAACUGCUCAGCAUUAAUCCAGAUUCUGAGGCUGUGCAGGACUCUGCUCCUCACGUGCAGCUGUUGAUGCAGCUGUGUUUGCUGAGGGGAUGUGAAACCUGCAGCAUUCCUGCAGCCAUGGCAGUUCCUGGCUGUGGCAGCAGCAGCAAGGCUGAGAUUCCCUGGGAGAGCACAGGUGUAGGGAAAAAGGGAUGGGCUGGUGGAAUCCACUGGGAGUAAUGUGAAUACUUUUUACUGGUAUGGAAUGUCUAGAACAAUGAAGAUGUGAUUGCUUUACGAUUAGCAUUCAGUUGGCGUUCAGUUGCUUUAUUUUAUAACUUGUGGUUAUAAAACACAAAAGAUGCAAUGUAACCAAAUGGUCAACAUGUAAAUGUGUGCAGGAUGUGGCAAAAGUAGUUCUGAGGGCGCAGCAGGAGAGUGAUCAUUAAGAAUAGAUGCUCAAAUUGUGUAUAUACUUGGAAAAUUUUUGAUAGUGCAUUUCAAUUGAUUUUGCAUUUCAUGUUCUUGUAAAGUGCAUCUUUCAUACUUUUGAAGAUUGUCUACUUGUACUAUACUGGAUUAAGCCUUUUUUCAGGAUUUCCAUUAUUGCUGGAGCUUCCAACAUACAUGUUUCUUUCGAAAAAUGUUCUGACUGUUUUGGGUUGUUUUUUUUUUUUUUUUUUUUUAAAUAGUGUUUUGUAUUAAAUUUGCAUGGAUGAAGCCCCCAUUUCCAAAACCAGUGUACAUACGCUGUGUAUAAAAUACAAACUGUUUCAUAAUUUUCAUGUA